This is a messenger RNA of Schistosoma curassoni, 2823 nucleotides long. NCBI's taxonomy places the organism in Eukaryota, Metazoa, Platyhelminthes, Trematoda, Strigeidida, Schistosomatidae. The record is from the annotation of a GenBank genome assembly.
UUUCUGUCUUACCGGGGGACGUUUGAAAAGUCUAGACUUUUUCUUUAAGGUUAAAGAGGGAUGUUAAAUAUAUCUGAUUUAUCUGAUACCGAUCGAGAACGUAUCGGGAAACUGUUCAGCGAUUUAGAUAUAGAUAAAGACGGUCGUAUCAGUGUUAAUGAACUUAGUCGUGUCAUAAAAGGAAGCAAAGAUGAAUCAGAUACUAAAAACAAAACAGCUAAGAAAAUUAUGACCAAAGGAGAUAUGGACAAAGAUGAAACACUUACAUUUCAAGAGUUUCUUUCUUACAUUCAUGACACUGAAACUCAUUUGAAACUCGCGUUUAAAGAAAUUGAUCAGAACAGUGAUGAUCGAAUAGACGCUAGCGAAAUCCAGUCAGCCAUGAAAAGACUUGGUGCUAAUGUGAGCGAAGCUGAUGCACAGAAGUUGCUUAAGCGUAUAGAUAAGGACGGUUCCUUAGACAUUGAUUAUAAAGAAUGGAGAGACUUUUUGCUAUUUAGUGGGACUUCAAAGAUUGAUGAAAUAUUUAGAUAUUGGCGACAUGCAUCAGCCAUUGACAUAGGUGAAAAUAUGUGUGUUCCGGAUGAUUUCACAGAAGAAGAAAAGAAAUCGGGAGAUGCUUGGAAAACAUUGGUCUCAGGAGGUAUUGCUGGUUGCAUCUCUAGAACUGUAACGGCGCCUUUGGACCGCAUUAAAUUAACAUGGCAAGCACUUGGAAGUAAGGCUUCCGAAGUAGGUUUAUUGGGAACAGUCAAUAAAAUGGUUAAAGAAGGUGGGGUAACAGCAUUAUGGCGUGGAAAUGGUGUUAACUGUUUAAAGAUUGCUCCAGAAUCAGCAAUUAAAUUUCAGGCUUAUGAAGUUUACAAGUGCUGGCUAAAUGAAUCAUUUGGUAGUAAUCCAGAUGGAAGUCUUCAACUACAUACUAAAUUCUUAGCCGGUUCAUUGGCUGGUGCAACUUCCCAAAGUAUUAUAUAUCCUAUGGAGGUACUGAAAACACGAAUGUGCUUGCGCAAAAGUGGACAGUACUCGUCAAUAUUUGACUGUGCUCGAAAGUUAUAUCACAGUAGUGGUAUUACUAUAUUCUAUCGUGGCUAUGUGCCUAAUAUACUGGGUAUUCUGCCGUAUGCUGGAGUAGAAUUGGCUAUGUUUGAAACAUUUAAACAAUCAUAUUCUAAAGCAUUUUUAUCAAAGGAUGAGAAGUCGCAAAAUAUACCUCCACCAGUCUAUGUUUCUGUUGUAGCCGGUGCUCUUUCAUCAUUAUGUGGUCAGUUAGGCACGUAUCCAUUGGCGUUAGUUCGGACAAAACUUCAGGCACAGGCAUCUUCAGAAAAAAUCGACAAAUGGUAUGAAUACGAAGCAGACAAUUGUUACAAGUAUUACACAGGUCGUUUGUUUCGGAUGAGAUCUCUGUUCAAAUGUAGAAUUCGUAGUUCUUUCCAUUAAUGUACUUUCCUAGUGAAAGCGUAAUCUCAAGCUUUUGCUUAGGGAAAUGGCAUAAAAUGUGAUCAUGCUUCUCGUGUGUUUGUAUCGAAGUGGAUUAUAUUUUUAUGUGAUGAAAGGUCGUUAGUACUUAAAUCAACAUUUUCAGCUUUGUUCUAUGGAGUAACAUACUUAUCACACUUUACAAAACGUCAAAACUAUUCUAAUUUUUUAAAACCUUGUGGUUGAAGAACAUUUUCGAACUGGAUUAUUAAAAAUUGUCAAAAAUAUUGUGGAACAUGAAGGCAUACCAGGUUUAUUUAGAGGAUUAGGGCCAAAUAUUCUUAAAGUUCUACCGGCUGUUAGUGUUUCGUAUGCAUGUUACGAUCAAAUUAAAGCAUUUCUACAAGUUUCAAAAUAGAUCUCUAUACCAUUUUACUUGUCUAAAUGUUAGAUCCUGACCAUUUUAAAAAUCACGUUUGUAUUCUAUCUAUAAAAUACAUUCGGAUUUCCGAAAACUUAUUUAUGUUCACUGUUUAAUUACUGGAUGCAAAUACUCUUAUUUUUUGUUGUUAUUUAAUUAAUCGCUUUAUAUUUUAUCAGAAGAUAAAUGUCAAUUAAUUGUAAUGAAGCAUAUUUUGUUUUUGAAUGAUAUAUAGCUUAUUUUCUUUUAAUGUGAUGUUAUUGUUUCAACAUUGAAAUUUGAAAUGUGAUUUGUAUCCUAUUUUAGUCCAUGAUUAUCAUCAUCUUUCUGAAUGUUUUUAUUUUCAUCAGCAAUAAGAAAUGGAUAUAUUUUAUAUGCACAUAUAUAUUAGUUUUCUGGUACUUAGACAUUUGCUAACUUUUUUCUACAAUGUCUUACUUUUCCUUUUUUUCCGCUAACAUUCAUCAUUUAUUUCUCUAAUCGAUUUUCAACAUAUCGCAUACAUCUUUAAGAUCUCUCUUGUCAGCAUAAUGGAUUAUUUUGUCUAAAAUGUUUAUUUUUGUUGUUGCUUAAAUUCGUAUUUUGAAUACACUUUUUAUAAUCUUCCUUACUUUAUAUAUCGUUCUGUAUAAAUCAAUUAGUUAUUUGAUUUUUACAGUUUUGGAAUGGAAUUGAAGGACUAAAUUAAAAUAAAUUCUCGUUUUCAUAUGAUUACCUGAACAGUUUUUCUAAUAAGUCAUCAUUCAAAGAUGUUAUCUCAUCACUGCUUUUAUUUACUUAUCGUUCUGUAGCCACAGUGACUUUUGGUUUAAAACUCAGCUUCCGACCAUUGGGUCGGCAUUUCAACAUCCCCAACUGGUCAGCAUCAUUAGCCGUCAAACAAUGUAUAGUUUGAAGGCAAGUACAUAAACUAGUUAGUUUCAUAUGUGGAUUUCUUCAUUCACACAGAAUUGUGUAUUAAUAAUAAUUAUUCAUAUUAC